AUGAAACGAACAAAUCAGGUAUCUCUUUUGGGUUUUUUUUGUAAGAAAGAGAGUCCAAAGCCCAAUGAACUUUUGUCAAUUGAAGAAGUAGGAAUAAAUAGAGCGGGGCCAUCCACAGAUACUGAUGACGAUGAAGUGAAGAAAGCCAGGAUCGAUUUGUGUUCGGCUCCGUCCGCAGCCGCAGCCAGGACGGGUUAUGAUAUUGGGAAAUACGUAUGUCAUCCUCCAAGCAAUGACGAGGAAAAGCUGAGAGCAUUAAAAGAGCCUUGGAUUCCUCCGGACACAUUUAAAUUUCCAGUCACUGACACCGGUAAAAAGAAACUUUCUUUUCAACGCCAUUGGACUAACAGGUACUCAUGGCUUGUAUAUUCAAACCUCAUGCAGGGAGCACUUUGCAAAGUAUGUGUUCUACUUGGAAAAACGCAAGGUGGUCGUGGUCAUCAAGAACUUGGAGCCUUUGUUAGUAAGUCAUUUAUUAACUGGAAGAAAGCUUUAGAGAGCUUUGAUCACCAUGCAGAUACGAAGUAUCACAAAUUUGCUGUUGAGCAGGCAGCAAAUUUUGCAAGGAUCAUGGAAGGAAAAACGCUUGAUGUUACAGAAUGCUUAAAUGUAGAAAACAAUAAAAUUGCCGAAGAGAACAGAAAAAGAUUAAAAGCCAUUGUUGAAACAAUUAUUCUUUGCGGAAGGCAAGCAAUAGCACUAAGAGGAAGUCAUGAUUCUGGAGAAAUUGGGAUAAAUGAGCCUGAACAUAAUGAUGAACUCGACGCUCGUUUUAAACCACAUGAAUCGACGAUCGAAGGAAUUCAAAUGCUGUUACCUGAAAAAACUAGUAAUGACUCCAGGAUAAAAGAAAAUCUUGAAAAAAUUGCACAAACAUUUCUUGGUGGAGAAAAUGAAGGCACAAUAUUUCUGAGUGAAUAUGAGAUAUGGCACAAUCACUGGAAAUCUGUAGCACAAAAACCUGCAACUGUGCUUGACGCUAUCGAUAACUGCGAUGAUCAGUUCUUCCCUUCAAUAAAAAAGCUUCUAAUUAUCUUAGCCACACUCCCAGUGUCCACUGCAACCCCUGAAAGAUCUUUCUCUACCUUAAAGAGGUUAAAAACUUACCUAAGAAAUAAAAUGGGCGAUGAAAGACUUACUGGUCUGGCUUUAAUGAGCGUACACCGAGAUCUGGCGGUGCAACUAGAUUCCGAAGAAAUUAUCAAUCAGUUAGCAAUAAAACGUAUGCCUAGAAAAUACAAAAGACGAGUGGGAUCGAGGAGGUAUGCAGAUUAUACAGCCGAAACUUUGCAAAUGUGUUUGGCUGAAAUCAGAAGUGGUGACAUAUCACACAGAAAAGCGGAACAAAAGUAUAAAAUUCCAAGAAGAACAAUUUUAAAUAAACUCAAAGGUAACCAUUGCAAAAAACCAGGAAAGCAGCCUAUAUUCACGUCUCAAGAAGAACACCAAUUUGUCGAAUGCAUCGUAGCGCUGGGAGAAUAUGGGUUCCCUAUCAACUCAAGGGAAUUGAGACACAUCAUCAAAAAUUAUUUAAGUCGCUGCGGAAGGGAAGUGAAAACCUUUCAGGAUAAUUUACCAGGACAAGAUUGGACAAAUGCCUUUAUAAUUAGACAUCCUGAAAUUUCAAUACGUUUUGCAGAAAAUAUCAAACGUACACGAGCUGCAGUGGAUGAACCGUUAUUAAGAAGCUUUUUCGAAAACCUGGCUGGUGAGUUGAAGGACGUUCCUCCAUCAAACGUUUGGAACUUCGAUGAAACCAACCUCACAGACGACCCAGGCAAAAAAAAGUCCUGGUUAAGAAAGGAACCAAGUAUCCAGAAAUUAUUAGAAAUGCAUCAAAAACAUCUAUCUCCAUCAUGUUCUGUGGUAACGCCGCUGGAGAACUGUUGCCUCCAUAUGUAG
Molecule: messenger RNA, 1902 nt
Organism: Acanthoscelides obtectus
Lineage: Eukaryota; Metazoa; Arthropoda; Insecta; Coleoptera; Chrysomelidae
Source: the annotation of a GenBank genome assembly